Molecule: messenger RNA, 3122 nt
Organism: Suricata suricatta (meerkat)
Lineage: Eukaryota; Metazoa; Chordata; Mammalia; Carnivora; Herpestidae
Gene: SLC29A3
Product: solute carrier family 29 member 3
Exons: 6
Coding region: 1-1479 (492 amino acids)
Biological process (GO): nucleoside transmembrane transport
Cellular component (GO): Golgi apparatus; plasma membrane
Molecular function (GO): nucleoside transmembrane transporter activity
Source: RefSeq, a predicted model, not a curated record
AUGGCCGAGACGCUGCUGCACUCAUGGACCAUGGGGUCCACGCUGCCUCAAGUGGCCAUGACCUCAGAGGAUGCCUUUCAUCACAGCGCAAACUCCACCUACAGAACUGCAAGCAGCAGUCUCCCAGCCGACCAGGAAGCGCUCCUUGAGAAGCUGCUAGACCGCCCGCCGCCCGGCCUGCAGAGGCCCAAGGACCACUUCAAUGGCACCUAUAUCAUCUUCUUCAGCUUGGGCAUUGGUGGCCUGCUGCCGUGGAACUUCUUUGUCACUGCCAAGGAAUACUGGGUUUUCAAGCUCCGCAACUGCUCCAGCCCAGCCGCGGGGGAGGAAGCCGCAGGUUCGGACAUCCUGAACUACUUUGAGAGCUACCUGACCGUUGCCUCCACCGUGGCCUCCGUGCUGUGCCUCAUGGCGAACUUCCUGCUGGUCAACAGGGUUCCGAUCCACAUCCGUGUGCUGGCCUCACUGGCCAUCAUGCUGGCAAUCUUCUUGGUGAUGACCGCGCUAGUGAAGGUGGACACCUCCUCGUGGACCUUUGGCUUCUUUGCUGUCACCAUUGUCUGCAUGGCCAUCCUCAGCGGCGCCUCCACCAUCUUCAAUAGCAGUGUCUUUGGCAUGACUGGCUCCUUCCCCAUGAGGAAUUCCCAGGCGCUGAUAUCAGGAGGAGCCAUGGGUGGCACCAUCAGUGCCGUGGCCCUGCUGGUGGACCUGGCGGCGGCCAGCGACGUGACAGACAGCGCACUGGCCUUCUUCCUGACGGCAGACGUCUUCCUCGGGCUCUGCGUGGGGCUCUACAUGCUGCUGCCGCGGCUGGAGUACGCCAGGUUCUACCUGAGGCCUGUCUGGCCGUCUCACAUGGUUUCCGGUGAAGAGCAGCGGCCCCAGGACUCGCCCAGCGCCCCUGCGGCAGCCCCUGGAUCCAGCGAGUCCUCAAUACCCCCGCUCCGCCCCAUCCUGAAGAAGACAGCCAGCCUGGGCUUCUGUAUCAUCUACCUCUUCUUCAUCACCAGCCUCAUCUUCCCCGCCAUCUCCACCAACAUUGAGUCCGUGGACAAGGGCUCAGGCUCGCUGUGGACCACCAAGUUCUUCGUCCCCCUCACCAUCUUCCUCCUGUUUAACUUUGCUGACUUGUGUGGCCGGCAGGGCACGGCCUGGAUUCAGGUGCCAGGGCCCAGAAGUAAGGUGCUGCCCGGGCUGGUGCUCCUCCGGACGUGCCUCCUCCCCUUCUUCGUGUUCUGCAACUACCAGCCCCGCACCCACCUGCGCACAGUGGCCUUCCGGUCUGACCUCUACCCGGUGCUCUUCACCUCCCUGCUGGGGCUCAGCAACGGCUACCUCAGCACUCUGGCUCUCAUGUACGGGCCCAAGAUCGUGCCCAGGGAGCUGGCCGAGGCCACAGGGGUGGUGAUGUCCUUUUACAUGUGCUUGGGCUUAGUACUCGGCUCAGCCUGCUCUGCCCUGCUCGUGCACCUCAUCUAGAAGCGGGUGAUGGCAAGAACCUCGGUGCCGUGUGACCCUUGGGAGCCUCGGGGAGGUGGGGAGCAGCCCAGCGGGCUGGGGCAGUGCGCAGCAUGGGGCCGCGACUGGGCCGGGGGCAGGGCAGAGGACACUCAGGCCUCGCCUCCCCUCUGGGAGCCGGCAGCUGUGCCGGACGCACAUCCAGACACUUUAAAGAACUCUCCUGAAACCUUUGGAUAAGAACCAAAAGACAGCAAAUGGGGCACAGUUGCAGUAGUUACACGGUAGCACAGCGAAUGUGCCCAGGUGCCCAUAGCUGCCCGUUUGUUACAUUCCAUCCUGUUUCAUAGCCUCUUCUGAAUUUUGUUGUCAGUGUUGAGUCUGAGCUGUUACCAAGGCCAGUGGCAAAACCGGACCACAGGCUCUUUGCCUCUCCCAGACUUUCUCCCUCCAGUGGACAGCAAGAUGUGACAAUUCCCAGUCCUCCCUAUCGGGGGGGGGGUUCCCUGGAAUGGCCAGUUCUAAGCCCAAGACCCAAGGCUGUGCAGACCCCUGCUUUCUGUGGGUGAGAGAGCAUACACCAACCAGACGGGGGACACCGGCCUUCCAGGAAACCUUCAUUCCCCAAACUUGGGCUCCAGAAGCCAUCCCUGUAUCAGGCCUGCAUCCUCAAACAAGGAUCCUUAAAGUGGUCUCUGGCUUGUGUCAGGGCAGGGUCUUUUAAAUGUCCAUGUUUGCAACAUGUCAAGGCUAUCGGUUCAAGGGCAUAAUGAAUCCCUGGAUAUUUAAUGAAAGUCUAAUUGGUGGCUGUAUUAAUCAGGGUCUUGUCAGGAGUCGGCUACUCAAAUCAGAUGAUGUGAGGGUAUUUGAAGAGUGGGUGGGUGUAGGAAUCCUAAGGGGUUGUGUUUUACCUCCCAGAUGUAAGGGCUGGGGAUCAAGGGGCGUGCCCAGCCCACCGUGACCCACAGGAGGUAUAACUCUCUUGGUUCGUCUCUCCCUCUCCUCUCCUUGAAGCCCCAGUGGACUGAACCACAGCCGUGGGGCAGGCAGAGAGGUAGAGCCUGGGCUGGAAGUGCAGAAGGUGUCCCAAGUAGGGAUCCCAGCCUCUCUCGCGUUCAUAGAUUUACUUAUUAUUCACAUCGUACAGCUCUGAAGCUUUGCCCAGCAGUACUAGGUGCUGGCUUUGUCCUGGUUUGUUCCCGGAUAGCUAUGUAUUUUGAAGCUGUUGUUUCAAAAGGUGACCCUCAGCUCGUGCGGCCCCCACUGGAUCUUCGGACACGAGUCGUAACUUGCAAUUUACAUUUCUUCCAAUUCCUUGAAGGCUGCUGCAGGGCUGUUCCUUGGGGGAGCAGGCUGGCUUGGGAAUCAGAGAAAAAGGAACUAGACCAGAUCAGGAGUUCUUUCUGAAGAGAGUCAUGCAGAGAGAACAGAGCUUGCACCCCAAGAAGCAGCGACCCCGGGAACCAUAAGUCAGCCCACUCCUUCUCCGAAGGACUUGGGCACCCUGGUGUCCUGCAGACAGCCGGCUGGCCAGGGCAGCAGCCGGUAAUCCACACAGUGGAGAAUGAAAAUAGACACCCUUGAAAGGUUUGCCGAAACUUGAUAUCUUGAAAAAAUAACGUUUUUAACUAAAAAUAAAUUCUCCUGUCUCCCCGUCCCUUGCA